AUGAAAUGCUGUCCAGAUUUUAUCGAAAAAGAUGACUUGUGUGAACCAUGUCCAGAGGGAACUUUUGGGAGGUCAUGUGAGGAUCACUGUCCAAAUGGUUUUUAUGGUAAACAGUGUACAGUUCAAUGCAAUUGCAGUCCAGCUCAAGAAUGCCACCGUAUAUUCGGAUGUGUUUGUCCAGUAGGAUAUACAGGAAACAAAUGUGAUCAAGGAGAUGUUACAUCUGUAGAAAACACUGUCACAAAUAUAGUUGCUACUGGUUAUGCGAGUGAAGCUAUCAUCAUUGAGGUGACAACAAUAAAAAAAAGUCACAGUGGACCAUCGAAUAAAGAAUGGCUAUUGUAUACAAUUUGUAUAACUGGAGCUAUAAUAAUAACUGCGUCAAGUCAUUUAUUGCGUUCUUACAGAAAGCGAAAAUCAAGACUUAAAAAUGAAGAAGUAGUGGUGGAAUUAACAACAACUUCUCCGUAUACUGGUUUCUAUCAUGACAUUGACGAUAACAUUUUUAAUGAUGUCGCACCAAGUCUAUGCUUGGUAUCACAUCCAUCUAAAAUGGAAGCUGUGUGCUUUAUUCCUCACGAAAAUUCGUUUAUCACAAGAAGCAACGAAUUUGUUAAUACAGAUUAUCUGUAUCCUGUUUUCGCACCAGAAGACGACGAAGAAAAUUCGCAACAACAACAAUUGCACAAAAAAGAUAACAUGCCAACGUGUUUCUCCGUAUCAGACGUAAUAGUUCCGCUUAGUAUAAAAUCUGUCAAUCCUUCCAAAGUCACAGAAACUCGGCAUGAACAUAUGCACGGGUAUAAAGUACCUGUGACAGUACAUCAGUGUCUCGAAAGUUCAUCCGGGUCUGAUGAAGAUGAAACCGAUUACAAAUAUUCUCAUGUGUAUCAAUCACUACAAAAAGGCAGUCCGACGGAAAAAAACGAUUACAAAAAACUGCGCACAGCGGAAAGUAACAUAAUUAAUGAUGAGUUAUUGCAGGCGACUACACAAGCUAUAUAA
Molecule: messenger RNA, 1005 nt
Organism: Mytilus trossulus (common blue mussel)
Lineage: Eukaryota; Metazoa; Mollusca; Bivalvia; Mytilida; Mytilidae
Product: protein draper-like
Exons: 5
Coding region: 1-1005 (334 amino acids)
Source: RefSeq, a predicted model, not a curated record